GAGAUUUUUUUAUCGGGAGCCAGAGUGUGUGUGAAUAGAAUUGUAAUUUUUCAAUUAAACAAAUUGGCCAUAAUAAAACUAAGUUAAAAGUUCAUUAAAGUGCCAAACAACAAAUUGCAAUGCAAAAACGGCAGAGUUUGCACGAACCAGAUAGAAAAAUGCCUAGAAGUUGAAAGAAAUUAAUAAAAUUGUGAAAUUUUUUAUAUGAUACAUCAUAGAUACAUCCACCAUUUUUUAUUUUCAUCUUAUUUUUGUUUACUUUUUCUGUUGGACAUUCGUCGUACAAAAAUAAAACAGAAGACGGGGAAAAAGUCAAAUAACACAAAUUUGCUGUGUUGCACUUUGUGAAUGGGGUAAAUUGAAAAGAAUAAAAAAAUAAACUAGAAUUGAAAUAUUAUAAAAGCAAUCGAAAGCAAGAAACAAAGAAAUCUGGUGAAAGAAAACGUAUUAAAUUCUAAUUAUACCAAUUAAUUGUGAUAGAAAAACAUGAAGAAUUAAAAACAACGAAACUUAAACAGAACUAGUGAUAAUGAUUUGAGUGCAUUUGUGUUGGUAAAGCUUUUAAAUAGAUCCUUUUAUGGUCUAUGGCUAAAAUAUGGCACAUGUUAAUAGUGGUGCUAUGGCUACAGGUGGUGGUAGCUCAGGCGUAGGAGGUGGCGUUAGUAGUGGCGGAGGUGGUGCAGGUAUUCCAUCUAAUCUUAAUACUCAUGCCGUUGUGGUAUGGGAAUUUGAAUCACGCGGUGGCAAAUGGUUGCCCUAUACGCCUGCCGUAUCACAACAUUUGGAACGUGCUCAUGCCAAGAAAUUGACGCGUGUUUUACUCAGCGAUGCCGAUCCCGAAUUGGAUAAGUACUAUGUCAAUGUUAGGACAAUGACGCAAGAGACUGAAGAUGGUUCAAGCCGUUCUAUGGCGGGUGUGCGGCGUAUGUUUUAUACACCCACAUCACCGGCCGGUAAGGGGACAAAAUGGGAAUGGGCUGGGACGGCUUCGGGCGAUUGGCAUCCCUACAAUAUGCAUGUUCAGUGUAUCAUUGAAGAUGCCUGGUCUAAGGGCGAACAAAUACUUGAUUUAUAUGGCACCUCCAGUCUUCCUUAUACCAUAAAUUUUUGCAAUUUAACACAAACACGACAACCAAGUGGUCCCAUACGAAGUAUUAAACGUACUCAACAAGCUCCAUAUCCAUUGGUUAAGCUAACCCCGCAACAGGCUCAACAAUUAAGUGUACAAACAAAUUACUCCGAGUAUGGCCACAAAAGAAACAACACUUUACCCAAAUUAGCGGCCAAGUCGCAUACUGACAACAAUAACAAACAGCAGCAACAACAGCAUCAGCCCCACUUACAACGUUUAAAUAAUAAUGCGGCUUUUGCUCUUAAUAAUAGCAGCUCAAGUCGUCAACCACAAUCUUUACCACAUUCUCACAGCCAUACUCAUACGCAUAACCAACAUACCCACCAGCAGCAGCAGCUGCAGCUGCAGCAAAACUCAUCUCAUACAGCACCUGUACAACAACAACAGCAGCAGCAACAGAGCAAUCGUAAAACCACUAAACGUAAUGGUGAAUUAUCAACUGCGAAUUUAAGGCAAAUUUUAAAUAACCUCAAUAUAUUCGGUAGCAGUAGUUCAAAAAAUCACCACCAACAACAACAACAACAGCAGCAACAACACCACAAUAUCUCACCGCAGCCCACAAACGCAUCCAACAACUCGAAUCAUCUUCAGACGCAGACAAAUCAUUUACAGCCAUUUUCACAUUCCAGCAAUGUUUUAACCUCCUCUAUGAGCAGCCAUCAUAGUCGUUGUUCUGAGGGUUCAUUACAAUCGAAACGCAGCAGUCGCAUGAGUAUGCAUCGCUCACGUUCUCGCACCCGGGCCUCAGACACCGAUACGAAUAGUAUGAAAUCGCAUCGUAGACCCAGCGUUGACACCGUCUCCACUUAUCUCAGUCACGAGAGUAAAGAAAGUCUACGUAGUCGUAAUUUUGCCAUAUCAGUCAAUGAUCUGUUAGACUGUUCCUUGGGUAGUGACGAAGUGUUCGUGCCUUCGUUGCCCGCCUCCUCAACCAUGUCUUCCAUUUCGUCUUCCUCCUCGAUGAUGACAGCAGAAAGGGCCCCUGCGCCGCCACCUAUACCCUCAUCAGCUGGUGGUUCUAUUACUGUGGCGGCGUCUGGUACGUCGUCUUCUCAGCACUCAUCAUCAAAUCAGCAGCAACAGCAACAACAGCAGCAGCAUCAUCAAUUGCAACAGCAGCCAAUUGCUGGCUCGAUUGUUGGUGUGGAUCCUGCCAGUGAUAUGAUCUCACGUUUCGUUAAAGUCGUUGAGCCCCCUGUGUGGCCCAAUGCUCAGCCCUGUCCCAUGUGCAUGGAGGAGCUGAUUCACAAUGCCCAAAAUCCGGCAAUCGCUUUGAGUCGAUGCCAGCAUUUAAUGCAUUUACAGUGUUUGAAUGGCAUGAUUAUAGCACAACAAAAUGAUUUGAACAAGAAUCUCUUUAUCGAAUGUCCCGUCUGUGGCAUUGUUUAUGGUGAGAAAAUUGGCAAUCAACCGAACGGCACAAUGUCAUGGAGUAUUUUGAGUAAAAAUCUACCCGGUCAUGAGGGUCAAAACACCAUACAAAUCGUCUAUGACAUUGCUUCCGGCAUACAAAAUCAAGAACAUCCACAUCCAGGACGGGCUUUCUUUGCUGUAGGAUUUCCACGUGUAUGCUAUUUGCCCGACUGUCCAUUGGGUCGUAAGGUUUUGCGAUUUCUUAAAAUCGCCUUUGAUCGCAGACUGUUAUUUUCGAUUGGACGUUCGGUGACCACGGGACGGGAAGAUGUUGUCAUUUGGAAUAGUGUUGAUCACAAGACGCAAUUUAAUAUGUUUCCAGAUCCCACCUAUUUGCAACGUUGCAUGCAACAGCUGGUGCAUUUGGGUGUUACCGAUUAAAUGACAUUCAAUUCAUUUAUUUAUUUAAACAUUUCAUUGUUUUCAAUUUGUAUUAUUUUUUUUUUGUAUUCUUUAUUUAAAUUUAGUUUUGCUAACAAACAUCUAAUGAGUGCAAUGUCUCGAUUCAUUAAAUCAAAUGACACAUACAUUUUUUUACACAUCCCCAUCAUACACAAACACAUUUCAACACCCACCAGUUUGAGCAACUCAAACUUUAAAAUGAACUGAAUUGGAAAAUUAAAUAAACCAACAACAACAGAAACAAAUAAUAAUAUACUAGAGCAAUAAGACUAGAUUUUAGCGUAGCAAUAAAAUCCACAAAAAACACAAUUCCAUUAAGGGAUAAAUUUAACAAGCAGAAACAAUAAAAGUUAAAAGUGUUUAGUAAAUAAUACUACAAAAUAAAAUUUAAAAAAA
This is a messenger RNA of Calliphora vicina (urban bluebottle blowfly), 3343 nucleotides long. It is a transcript of the gene dx, whose product is annotated as deltex. Gene Ontology annotation, biological process: protein ubiquitination; Notch signaling pathway. The coding region runs from base 596 to 2926 and encodes 776 amino acids. The transcript is spliced from 5 exons. Gene Ontology annotation, molecular function: zinc ion binding; ubiquitin protein ligase activity. Lineage: Eukaryota; Metazoa; Arthropoda; Insecta; Diptera; Calliphoridae. Gene Ontology annotation, cellular component: nucleoplasm. The record is from RefSeq and is a predicted model, not a curated record.